AUCUAAUUGUCUCCCUUUAACUUUGUGUCUCUUACCUUCUUCAGGUAAAAAGCUUAGCUGGAGGCCCGUCAGACUGAUUCUCUCCGUUUGAAGCGACUGGUUGCCGAGAAUGACCGAUUCUAAAGAAAUGACUAAUAUUUUUCCAUGUGAAAAUUAUCCGAACAAUGGACGAAUGUAUUUUACAGGACCCGAGGGUAAUCGAGAGCACAGAGUAGCAGUAGCAUCAGAAAAUAGAGCAAUUGGUAUUGGGAAACAAUCAUUAGAAAAUUCCAGUGAAGCUGAUUACCUAUGGAGAGCCUCCCCUCGAGCUCCUUUCCCAAAAUCUAAAUCUGAAACAGUCGGAAGUAUAGGGUGGGGAGUUAAACAAUUCACUGAUCAUACUAUGGCUCUGACUGGUAGACAAGUGGUGCUAGGACAGUUCCGACAAGAAUGUGAAAAUAGAAAUACACACAGAUAUCAAAACGCUUGGUAUCCUGGACCAAACGAUCAAAUAGCACCAACAUCUGAUGCUGCAAUGGUCAUGAACACUUACAAAGCACAAUGACCAUCGACAGAUAUAAGCUGAAAUGUGUGCUUGAGUAUGAAAGAUUUUGAUAUACAUUGUAGUUGUAGUCGCUUACCAAUAUAGACAGACGUCGUUCACAACCGUAGCAUUACACAUAUGUCUUAUUAAUAAUGCCCCUAUAAGCACCCCUUUAUCGUUUCUAGUUAAUAAAUAAUAAUCACAGCAAUAUUUUGUAUAUCAUAACCUUCGCAUUUUAAUUAUUUUAUUUCUAUUCUUGCAUUAUUUAUAUAGCAAGUUAUUGAAACUGUAUCACACAUGUUUUACGAAUAUAAAGACCUGCAGGUACCCCGUCAAUAUUAUCCUUCUGGCAGCAAGCUGAAAACAAAGUAAAAUCGUGGGAAAUUUCGGGCGCCAAUGCAUAAACAUUCACUCAAUCCAUAGCUUUGAAUAAAUAGCUCUUAGUAAAAGUAUAUCCACAGAAUAGUGUGUUAACAUAAUAUUUAGCCAUGAUAAACACAUUCAAAGUAACAUGGCAAUAUGUGAUUAAUAAUCGUGGUAAAAGUAACUACUUGUUUUAUAUCAACAGAGUAUACUUAAGGCUUUUUGCUUGUGCACCUGUCUCCUAAAUCCUAUAUGCAUAACCAUGACAACUAAUAUGUGCACCAUUUAUAUUAAAUAUGAUAAACAAAGUGUCAAAAUACCUUGUAAGGUAAGAAGUGAUGCAUAAAAUUAUUAAUCUGUAGUAACAUAAAUCCAUAGAGUUAUAAAUAUAUAAUUCUAUAAUGAAUAAAUCUGAAAAAAGAACUUGCCAGACACAGUAACAUACGCCCACUGGCGGCUGUUUUUAGUGUUUAAUUGAUCAACUAGAAUACAAAUUUUAUUAUGCAUUUGUAACAUUGGUUGUAUUACUAUCCUAUCAAUUAUCAAAUAGGAUUAAAGGGAUUGUAAAGUGGUUUUCACACUUUUGUAUGUGUAUUAGGGACACUGGUAGCAUUGAUUUAUACAUUCUUAUUUUCAAUCAGAAGUCUUGCAAUGUCACUGAAACAAAGCGUUUUUAUUACGCCACUGUCGCAGAAUCUGCUUAUAUUAUAUAAGGCUUUGAUGUCAUAAAACGCCUAGUUUUGUUUAGUUUUAGUGGAAUUGCCAGAAUUGGAACGCCCAAAAAGGAAGUAAAAGGCGUCCCCGAUACACAUAAAAAGGCUAGAAAACCUCUUUACAAUCCUCUUCAUAGACAGUGUGAGUUCUGUACCUUACUUAAAUAAUAGCCCAACUUAAUUAAAUGAAAUAUGAUCAACACAACUCACAGACUUAUUAAAAGUUAA
Lottia gigantea (owl limpet) is the source of this 1827-nucleotide messenger RNA. RefSeq lists its product as hypothetical. The transcript has 4 exons. Bases 110 to 544 code for a protein of 144 amino acids. The record is from RefSeq and is a predicted model, not a curated record. Lineage: Eukaryota; Metazoa; Mollusca; Gastropoda; Lottiidae.